Entamoeba invadens IP1 is the source of this 2961-nucleotide messenger RNA. RefSeq names its product presequence protease 2, putative. NCBI's taxonomy places the organism in Eukaryota, Evosea, Mastigamoebida, Endamoebidae. The record is from RefSeq and is a predicted model, not a curated record. Gene Ontology annotation, biological process: protein processing. Gene Ontology annotation, cellular component: mitochondrial matrix. Bases 1 to 2961 code for a protein of 986 amino acids. The transcript has a single exon. Gene Ontology annotation, molecular function: metal ion binding.
AUGGAUAAAUUUAAGUUGGUUCAUCAAGAACACCUUCCGUCUUUCAAUCUUCAAGCUAAGAAAUAUAAACACAUCAAAACACAAGCGACAGUUAUUAAGUUGAUUUCAUCUGAUACUAACAUGACCUUUUCAAUAUCUUUUAAAACACCACCAACUGAUGAUAGUGGCACGCCACAUAUCAUUGAACACUCGGUCUUUUGUGGAAGUCAAAAUUACACAACAAAAGAGCCGUUUGCAGAUUUAAAUCGUGGGAGCUAUCAAAACUACCUAAAUGCAUGGACUGCACCAGACACCACAGUCUUCCCCGCGUCUUCCACAAACUUUACAGACUAUAAGAAUUUGAUGAAAGUUUAUUUGGACGCGGUCUUCCUCCCUAAAAUGAAAUAUGAAAUUUUGCCUUUAGCACAAGAGGGCUUUAGGUGGGAGAAGAAUGACAAUGGAAAUUAUUUUGGGAAUGGAGUGGUGUAUAAUGAAGUCAAAGACUCCGAUGUAGACGCAGACGAAAUUAUUCUGCGAAACAUAAGAAAAAUGUUAUAUAACGGGACAUACAAAUUUGACUAUGGAGGAGUCACAAGUCACAUAGAAAAAAUCGAUUAUAAAGACGUUCAAAAAUAUUACUUGGAGCACUAUACCCCAACUAACUCAUUAACUGUUUUAUACUCUCCAGACGAUUUACUAGAAACUGAAUGUGAAAUUCUCGAUUCUUAUUUUUCAUUGUAUGAGAUAAGUGAUGUCUCACAUAUCAAAUUAGAUGACACCUUAAACGUGUUAGUAUCACAAAGUCCGCAUACAACACAACAAAAACCAUUGUGUUUGGAAUAUCCAGUAGAGACCAAAGAAGAUGAGGAGGACAAUGAUGUUUUUUGCGUUGCAUGGCCACUUGGAGAAAUAGACUCCGAAUUAUCAUUUUCUCUGGAAGUAAUACAAAAGAUGAUAGAAGAGACUGAUGGGGUUCUUGAAGAGCGAUUAGAUGCCAAAAACAUCUGUGAUGGGGUGUAUAUAGACUUCGACACAAAUUACAAGAGUCCACUUUUUGCGAUUUUUGGGAGUGGGUGUACUCGCACCAAAUUUAAUUCGUUUAUUUCAGUGUUAUUCGACCAACUUACCAAAUUUGGAGAGUUUGGGUUUGGAGAAGAGAAGGAACUUGCUGCGUUUAAGUUAGUCAAAUUUGAAGAAAAAGAGUGCGAAGAUGAUGACGGCGAUGAGCCCAAAGGCGUCUUAUUUAGUGAAAUGUGCAGUCGACUCUUUUCACAUGACAAAAGUGAUUUACUUGAAGAUUUUAAAGUCGAUGAAAUAGCUGAAAAAGUGCGAGCAAAAAUGGACAACAAGUACUACGCAAAUAUCAUUAAAAAAUUCUUUUUAGAUAACAAAAAUUGUGUUUAUGUGAAGUGCACUGCUAGUCACAAUUUGAUGAGAAAAAUGACUGAAAAUGAAGUGCAGCGACACAAAGAAAUAACUCAGAAAUUUUCAGAAGAAAAAAUUGCAAAUAUUGAGAACAUCUCAAAUGAACUUAAACGAAGGCAAAGUAUUGAAGACACUCCACAACAAAAGGCGAGUAUUCCUGUAUUAAAGUUGAGUGAUAUCAGUCGUAAAGGAUGCGAUUUUUCAAUGACAAAAAUUAGUAAAAGUGAUUUAUAUAACAGUGAUAUUCCAACAUAUUAUAAAAGUAAUUCGACAAACGGAAUUUUAUAUUUUGAACUUCGUUUUGACACGCCAGACUUCACUAAAGAUCAAAUUGUUAUAAUGAAAUUGUUGUCAUAUUCAAUCACUUCGUUUGGGACAAAGAAGCACAAAGUGAGUCAACUCAACACGUUGAUAAACAGCGAUUUUGGUGAUUUGGCAUUUUCAGUGACUACCGUUUCAAACAACCGCCUUGGAAAUAGUUACGAGCAAACUCAGAAGAGUCACGCACAGUUCACAAUCACUGCAAAAUUGUUAUAUGAGAACAUAGAUCAUGCGUUACAGACACUUAAUGAAAUCAUGAAUGAGACAAAUUUCACUCUGAAAAUGCUUGAAAAGAAAGUCGAGGAUUACGUGUCAGACACUGAAGACGCGUGGAAGGCUGAUCCGUCCAGUGUUGUGAGUGGCCGACUUCAGAAAUAUUUGGGGUAUUAUGGAGAACUCGAAGACGCUAUUUAUGGUCUUUCCAACUAUUACAAAGUCCGACAAUUUUCGAAAACUUUUUCUAAAAACGGAAAACUUUUGUUACGAAAAAUGAAAGAACUUUAUAAAACAAUUUUUUCAGAUCAUCGCGCAAAGUUGUACUUUUCGUGUGAUGAAAGUGUAAAAGACGACGUUUUGAACAAAUUUUGUGUGAUUCAGACGUUCUUGGACAAGUCGGAGGUCGGUCCCAAUAUCGAAAUUUCCGAGGAAAAGCAGAUGAACGAGUUUUUCGUGUUUCCCACAAACACCAAUUACGUUGGGAUGUCCUUCAACUUCCUUAAAAAUGGUCAUCCGUUCGACGCAAAUUUGAAAGCGCUUUUUGAAAUCAUCGAAAAGAAAUUUUUGUGGGACAAAGUGCGAGUUGAGGGAGGAGCGUAUGACGGGUCGUUGAGUUAUCAAGCGAAUGGGAAUGUGUGUAUCACUUCAUACAAAGACCCACACAUUUCUAAAACAUUCGAUACUUUCCGUAAAAUUCCACAAUUUUGUGAAACCCUAAAAAUGAGUGAGGAGGAAAUUGAACAGUUCAUUGUCGGCAUUUUGGCAGUGUACGAUGCGCCUACAAAUCCACAAAUUUUCUUUGAAUAUUGCGUGGAAAAGGAAGUUGGGAAUUCUGUUGAAAAUUUCAAUGAAUUGCGAGAACAAUUGUUUAGUGUUACACUUGAGAAAAUGAAAGAAAAAAUACACGUGAUAACAGAGGGGAUACAAAACGCGGUUUGUUGUGUUGCUGGUAACAAAAAUCAAAUUGAAAAGGCCGGUGAAAAGUUUGAACAUGUUGUAAACAUAUUUAAGACAAAAUGA